GGAGGCGCCGGCGGCCUUUCCCCUCGCCGGGGGAUGGCGGCCCCGGGCCCUCCGCAGCUCCCGUGGCCGCGGCCGGGCCCGCGGCUGCGGUCCGGGCUGGAGGUCGCGCUGCGGGUGCCCAGCCUGUUUCUCAUCGACGCCAUCUUCAACUCGGCCCCGCUGCCGGGCGGCUCCGUGUGCGCCGCGCUGCUGGGCGUGCUGCUGCGGCUGCUGGGUGUCUUUGUAUCCAGCAUUGUUCUGGUGUUACAACAGCGAGCACUUUUCAAGUUUUAUAUGAUCGCCUCGGCAUUUCUGCUGGCUGCAACUUCAGUGUUGGUGAAUUACUAUGCUUCUUUGCACAUAAACUUCUACAGUGCCUACUACACAGCAGCUUUUGGAAUUCAGUUCCUCCCUCAUAAAGGACCUUCGCUAUGGAUGGCGCUUUCCAUCCUUCAGCUUACCUUCGGAAUCGGAUACGUUACGUUGCUGAACAUGCAGUCUGUAUAUUCCCAGCUAAUCAUCCUGGAUAUACUGAUUCCUGUAAUUGGCUUGGUUGUUGAACUACCUUUACAUGUCCGACAGAUGCUAGUUUUUAUUUCAGGCCUAGUGCUGACACUGAACACCACAGUCAUUUUAGUUACGAAAAUCAAGUGGUUCUAUUACUCAGUGCGGUAUGUUUAUCUGCUGGUGAGGCACAUGUAUCGCAUUUAUGGAUUACAGCUAUUGGUGGAAGAUACAUGGAAAAGGAUUCGAUUUCCAGCUGUUCUGCGUGUCUUCUGGCUGACGAGACUUACAGCACAAGCUGUGGUAUUGACAUAUGUUGUAAAGAUGGCUGAAACUAAUACGGAAGACAAAUUCUUCUUGAUUUCGUGGGAUAAUUGUUGGGAACUGAUCUGCAGCCUAAUAAUAAGUGGGUGUGAUUCUACCUUAACUGUGUUAGGCAUGAGUGCUGUUAUUUCCUCCAUAGCACAUUAUUUGGGACUUGGCAUCUUGGCCUUCAUUGGGUCGACCGACGAGGAUGACAAAAGGCUGGGUUUUGUAGCACCUGUUCUGUUUUUCAUUUUGGCUCUGCAGACUGGUUUAAGCGGACUGAAACCAGAAGAAAGACUAGUUCGUCUGAGCCGAAACAUGUGCCUUUUGCUAACCGCAGUCCUGCAUUUUAUCCAUGGAAUGACAGACCCCGUGCUGAUGUCUCUCAGUGCCUCCCACGUGCCGUCGUUCCGCAGACACUUCCCCGUGCUGUUUGUUUCAGCUUGCCUUUUCAUCCUGCCGGUUCUGCUCAGCUACGUCCUCUGGCACCACUACGCACUGAACACGUGGCUUUUCGCAGUUACCGCGUUCUGCGUAGAGCUCUGCCUGAAAGUAAUCGUUUCUAUCACUGUUUAUGUAUUGUUUAUGAUCGACGGCUACUACAACGUGCUGUGGGAAAAGCUUGACGACUACGUCUAUUACGUUCGCUCCACUGGCAAUAUUAUUGAGUUUAUAUUUGGAGUCAUCAUGUUCGGAAAUGGAGCUUACACAAUGGUUUUUGAAUCGGGAAGUAAGAUCCGCGCUUGCAUGAUGUGUCUGCACGCGUACUUCAACAUCUAUUUGCAAGCAAAGAAUGGCUGGAAGACUUUUAUAAAUCGCAGGACUGCUGUUAAGAAAAUAAACUCCCUUCCAGAGGUGAAAGGAAGCCGGCUCCGUGAAAUAGAUGACGUAUGUGCAAUCUGCUACCACGAGUUCACCACGUCUGCUCGCAUUACCCCGUGCAACCAUUACUUUCAUGCACUUUGUCUUCGGAAGUGGCUGUACAUUCAGGACACUUGCCCCAUGUGCCAUCAGAAAGUGUAUAUUGAGGACAAGGAGAACGCCAACAUCUCUAACAACAACGGGUUUGUGCCACCAAAUGAAGAUCCUGUACUAGUUGCAGAAGAAGCUGCUGAUGCUGAAAAUGAAUUAAAUGAAGAUAAUGACAGCUCGGAUAGUGGCGAAGAAGAUGAUGAUGGUGUGGAACAGCACUUGAAUGAGACUCUUAACGCUGACUCUGACUCUCUUGGGUGAUUAAGAUGUUCUUUCCUAAGCCGUGAGGUAUUUGUUUAAAAUUGACUCAAACAGAAUAAAAGCAUCACUUUGUAGUUAUUGUACUUUUAAGCACAACAGCAGUAUCUCGGUGUUGAGUCUGUGAAUGGUGGUUGUUUACUGUGGUGUGUGCUACUGUAAAUAUACCUCUAAUUUUUGCUGGUCUCUUUCAUGACCACCUUAAAUUAUGUACAUUAUUGUACAUGGAAUAAAAUGUUUUCACGUUUUUAAGAUGGUUGGAAAAACACUCUUUAAUUGAUGUAGUGAUAAUGCUGUGCCAAAGACUGCCUACCAGUAAUCCCUGAUCAGUGAGUUCUGGAUGUAAAACACUGGUGAAAACAGACUGUUCAGCGGGUUAAAUCAGAAACGAAAAGCUUGAACCAAAGCAGCUUUACUUAACAAAUUCAGUAUUAGCAGAGCUUUAUCACUUAAAAAAUAGUGAGUUGUGUUUAAAAAGAAAACAAUGCAAAGCUUAGGUUGGUAGACUUAACACUACAGCAUUUGCCGAAGUGGAGCAAAAGAUGAAACCGCUAAGCUUUCUGGUCAAGUAGUAAGCAUGCACUUGAUUGUUAAGCACUUCUGAAUUACCAGUAGUAACUUGAAGCAUUCUACACGUGAACUCAGCAGCCUGGUAUUCAUUUUGCAAUGUGUGCAGGUAUUAACAAGAGCUGCUAGCUUAGGCUAUUCUAGAAAUUGAUCCCGAAUCUUGAUGAAAAGGAAAUAGGGCUAGGAAACUGUACCAAUGCAGACCACUUUUUCAAAAUCAGCUUUAAUCUUGUACAAAAAGCACUACAUAUUGGUUUCUGUCGAUAAGAACUUGCAGAUAUGAUCAGUCUUAACUUUUUUGCAAUAUACUUACUAAAGUUAUGUUGAAUAAAUGUAAGAAAACUUUAUAUAUUUGGAAAGAAGACUUUAAUAGUGUUGUUAUAUAGAGUAUUGGCCAACUCGAGUGGGUCAUCUUCUCUUACUGCUGCCAUAAUUUCCAGUAUUUGACUAAAAAAAAAAUAAUAAUUGCUAUUAGACUCCAAAAAUCAGUAAUGAAUAUACAUCAGAGUGUCACAUCUGUAUGUACAUGAGUAACUAAGAUUAACCUGGAAUAAAAACCUACUAUGAGAGCAACAGGCUGAGAUGCUCUGAUACGGAAACAGCUUCACUUACUAAAGUCAGUAACUUCUAUUCCCUGGUUGCUCACUGGUACAGGUUCAUCUUUGGUCUUUUGACUCUUGUUCAGAGGUAAUUAAACAGCUUUCUGUUCCAAA
Molecule: messenger RNA, 3299 nt
Organism: Lagopus leucura (white-tailed ptarmigan)
Lineage: Eukaryota; Metazoa; Chordata; Aves; Galliformes; Phasianidae
Gene: RNF139
Product: ring finger protein 139
Exons: 2
Coding region: 34-2022 (662 amino acids)
Biological process (GO): ERAD pathway
Cellular component (GO): endoplasmic reticulum; endomembrane system
Molecular function (GO): zinc ion binding; ubiquitin protein ligase activity
Source: RefSeq, a predicted model, not a curated record